UAUUGUCAUUUUCCCCUAUAUUCGUAAAUAAAAACAAUCGUUUAAUGAAAUGUGGCGAGCCGAAAAAUUCUGUUUUUGUUUGAAACUACGAAUUGGCUGCACAAUAAUAGCUUUUUUUACGCUUUUCCUCUGUGCGGUGCACCUGGUGGAGUUUUAUCGGUUGAAGGAUCCUUACAGCUCUGGUCAGCCGUCGGACUGGUUUAACCUUUUUUGGGGAGUUUUCCAUAUGCUGGCUUCCCUGUGUUUAUCUUACUCUGUGCUAUUGGGGUCUCCCCUACCAGUUUGGAGUUACAUAAUUAUCGAGGCAGUAUACUUGAUCUACAUAAUCAUAUAUGCCUCAAUAACUUGUGCACUGAAAGUAAAUAUGUACGUGAGCUACGGAUUAACGUGCUCAAUUCUUUACUGGAUGGUUAUAAUCAUUACAUCUGCUAACCAUAAACAAGGUUUUCCUAUUUGUGGUAAUUGUACAAACAUAGAAAACGUGCAUAUAAAUACAGGAUUUACAUGCCACUUCGAAGAUGAAAGACAGGUUGAGAAUAAGUUUGGAGAGAGAGAUGAUGAAUAUGCGCAUUGUGUACCAAAGGAUUACAUUAUUAAUGGUUCGUUUAAGAGCCAUUGCUUAGAUACUGGUCCAAAUCUCGACCUCCCAAUAACAGGUGAAGUCAAGAACUAUUGCUGCUUUUGGUCGCCGAAUUGGGGAUGUUCAGCUCUCAUCGGAAGGCAUCUGUUCGAUAAAAGCUCCGAUUACUGCGAUACUUGCAGAGGAUCUUGUUCCGAAUUGAAAUAUUCUGACGACGAAAAAUCAGGCGGAAGCAAUAAGGUCGCGGAAUAUGGAUACAUAAUGCCACUGCUGAUUUGCGAACUGUGGAUCUGGUGAGGCGGAGCACAAAGCUCUAAGGCUUAGAAUUAUAUUAUUAUUAUAUUUAUUAUUAUUAUAAAUAAAUCGGUUUCUUAAACAUUA
Molecule: messenger RNA, 961 nt
Organism: Drosophila teissieri
Lineage: Eukaryota; Metazoa; Arthropoda; Insecta; Diptera; Drosophilidae
Exons: 5
Coding region: 50-877 (275 amino acids)
Source: RefSeq, a predicted model, not a curated record